Molecule: messenger RNA, 2055 nt
Organism: Symbiodinium necroappetens
Lineage: Eukaryota; Dinophyceae; Suessiales; Symbiodiniaceae
Source: the annotation of a GenBank genome assembly
AUGCCGGGUGCUCCGUGCCUCGUGGCCAGCCCUUCGGACGUCUCCACGCAGAAGAUUCUUGUUGCGGCCCAUGCGGCGGGCGUAGACUUGCGCCUGGAGGCGCCAAAGACGCCUGGGCCACCAGAAAUUCGUCUUGAAGUCGCAGGAAACAAGCAAUGUGUUCGGUACGCCAACGCAAUUUUGCGCUUUAUCGGCAGAUAUUACGACGGCGUGGAGGUGUACGGAAGCACAUUCUUUGAGUCUGCCGAGGUGGACUCGUGGCUUGACUGGGGCGAGAUGGAGCUCGCCAACCCACCUCUGCAGAUGGAGCAGGCUCUUGAAACUCUGGAGAAGCACUUGGAUCAGCGAGUGUUCCUGGUCGGGCAGCGCUUUACGAUUGCGGAUGCUUCCCUAAGCGUCGCUCUGCACAGCUUGCAGUCGCAGGGGCUGGCCACCUCCCUGCCUCGGGCGACGAAGCGAUGGCUGGGCACCUGCAUGGCUCAGGAGGCCUUCGCCGCGGUGAUCAAGGGCGCCAAGCCCUCGGCAGCCUCGGCCUCCGCGCCCAGCGCGCCCAGCGCGAAGCCGAAGGCUGCAGAGCAGCCCUUCGAGGAUCGCUACAGCAGUGCCGUUGGUGGCCGUUCGGAGAUCAAGCGGAUUGUUGCCGCAGAGGACCAGGGCAAGAGCCUCGUGGGCAAGAAGGUCUCUGUGUGCGGCUGGGUCCGGACGGCCAGAGAGGCAGACAAGGGAAAGAUCAUGUUCGUCCAGCUAAACGAUGGGUCCACUCCCUUGGACAUUCAGGUAGUGAUUGACUCAGGCGCCAAAGGCUUCGACAGUCUCAAGGGCAAGGUGGGAACUGGAGCUUCGAUGAAAUGCACAGGGGAGGUUGUCGCCUCACCCGGUGGAAAGCAAGCAGUUGAGGUGCUGGUGAAGGGAGACGGAAGUGAAGUCAUCCUCUUCGGUGGUGUGGAUGCAAAGGAAUAUCCACUCUCCAAGAAGGGACACAGCCAUGAGUUUUUGCGAUCCAUUGCGCAUUUGCGACCACGGUCGAAUUUGAUCGGCUGUGUCGCACGAGUACGCAGUGCUCUGGCGUACGCGACCCACGAGUUCUUCAGGUCGAACGGAUUCAUGUACGUGCACACUCCGUUGAUCACUGCUGCCGAUUGUGAGGGAGCCGGCGAGAUGUUCCAAGUGACGACCAUGAUGGCCGAAGCUGAGAAGGAUGGCAAGCCGCUUCCCAUGGUCAAUGGCAAGUUUGACUACACGAAAGACUUCUUCCAAAAGCCCGCGUUCCUGACGGUCAGCGGGCAGCUGUCUGUGGAAAACUACUGCUGCGCCUUGUCCAAGGUCUACACCUUCGGACCGACCUUCCGGGCCGAGAACUCUCACACCUCCAGGCACUUGGCAGAGUUCUGGAUGAUCGAACCCGAGCUCGCCUUUGCCGACAUCCAUGACGACAUGAACGUGGCAGAGGACUACUUGAAAUACUGUGUCCGUUAUGUCAUGGAGAACCACAAGCAGGACCUGGAUUUUUUUGAGGACAAGAUCGAGAAAGGGCUGAUAAAGCGACUCGAGAACUUGCUAGCGGAGCCGUUUGCUCGGGUCACCUACACGGAGGCGAUAGACAUCUUGCUCAAGGAAUCGCCCAAGGCCAACUUUCAGGUGCCAGUCGAGUGGGGCAUGGACCUCGGCUCUGAGCAUGAACGCCAUCUGGCGGAGAAGGUCUUCAAGAAGCCAACAGUCGUGUACAACUACCCGAAGGACAUAAAGGCUUUCUACAUGAGACUCAACGAGGACAACAAGACCGUCGCUGCCAUGGAUGUCCUUGCACCAGCGAUAGGGGAGGUCAUUGGAGGUUCCCAGCGCGAAGAGAGGCUGGAUGUGUUGGACAGACGCAUCACCGAAAUGGACCUCAACCCACAGGACUAUUGGUGGUACAGAGACCUGAGACGUUAUGGCUCCGUGCCCCACUCUGGCUUUGGCCUGGGUUUCGAACGGCUGAUCAUGUUGACCACCGGCGUCGAAAACAUCCGCGAUGUCAUUCCUUACCCGCGGUAUCCUGGACAUGCAGAGUUCUGA